AAAAAAUAUCUGUCUUGUGCAUGUGAGUGUGCUUGCAUUUUAUUAUGAAAAAAGGUAGAAGCUUCAAUGAAAGGCAAAUGAUUGAUAUUAUUUAUAGCACAGGAAGCCAUAUCUACUUUCUCUCAUGAUGUUAUUUCUGAUCUUAAUUAAUCUUGCUCCUACAAGUGGGUGAUGGGAGGAAGGCUCAGUUGAGUUAUGCUUAUCUCUCAAAGCUUUCAAUCUUCUGUCUUUGUUUGAUUCUACCCUAUAGCAGUAGAAUAGGGUACAGUAAUACAAUAAAAUAUACUUUAGUCAUAAAAAAGCAUUUAAAGCACUAUCUUUCUAAACUUCAAUAAUUUUCUCUAAAGUUCAAGCCACAAGUUCUUCCCCAUCUCCUGCUUCCUUCCUGUCUUUACCUGUCUUUAUUUUAGCCACACUUCUUCCACUUGUCCUCCUCCCCUCCCACCUUUAGUUGCUUGCCUAUUUCUAGCUAUCCUCACCUAAGUUUUAUCAUCAUGUUUGAAAAAAUAGAAUAUGAGAAUAUAGUAGAGAAAGAGACGGUCCAAAUGAUUCAGAAGAAGAAAUAUGACAAAAACAGACAUAAAUGGAAGAGACAAUGAGAGAAAACACAAAAGAAAAGAAAAAAUAUGAUUUUCUCUUUUGUUCUUUUGCAGCUGGGACUAAAUCAUAUGCUGUUUGGAUGAAAGAAGAACCGAAAGCUGUAAAUGUGACUCUGAACGCAGCCACUGCCCAUCCUGCCCUCCUCCGGUCUGAAGAUGGGAAGCGAGUAACCUGGCAAGAGACUUGUCAGGAUCUACCCAGUUCCUUGCAGAGAUUUGACUCCCUUCCCUGUGUGCUGGGUCAGCAGGACAUCAGCUCAGGGAAAUGCCACUGGGAGGUAGAGGUUGGGCACAUGCAGUCCUGGGACCUGUGAAUUUGUGGGAUAAUGUAAAAAAAGAAGGGGAGGGCACAAUGUCCCCAGGGAAUGGUUUCUGGGCCAUCAGGCUCUAUGACGGGGAAUACUGGGCUCCCACCUCCCCAGAAACUCGUCUUACUCUAAGAGAAAGACCCCUUAGUGUGGGGAUAUUCCUGGAUUAUGAGUCUGGAGAAGUAUCCUCUGUAACAUGACAGUUGGAUCCUAUAUUUUCAGCUUUCCCAAGAACACAUUCUAUGGUGUCUUAAGACCACUUUUCAGACUUUGGUCCUCUGGCUCAGGGCCCUGGAGCAUCGUCCAUGUGGAGGAGAAGUGACUAUGUGCUUCAUAGGCCUACCCUUCCCUGAGUAAUGAUGACAUUGGGCCCCAAAGAUGAUCACAAUUCUCCCAGCAGCCACAUUUAUUUUUUUUCUAUCUUACUGGUUCAUUCUCAAGAUGAAGCUAUGGUACACAGACUGAUUUAAAAUUACUCCUAUUGCUUUUUCUUGCCUAAUUGCUCUGGCUAAGGCUUCCAGAACCAUGAUGAAUAAAAGUGGGCAUCACUGUGUUUCUGAUCUUAGAGAAAAAGCUUUCAACUUCUUACUGUUGACAAUGAUGUUACCUGUGUCAUAUGUGGCCUCCAAUAUGUUGAGGUAGUUUUCCUCUAUACCCAGUUAGUUCAAAGUCUUUAUCAUGAAUGCAUAUUGAAUAUUGUCAAAUGCUUUUCCUUCAUCUAUUGAAAUGAUCAUGUAUUUGUCCUUCAUUUUCUUAACAUGAUUGAUUUGUGAAUAUUGAGCCAUCCUUGCACUUGUGCAAUAAAUUUUAUUGAUUAUGGUGU
Messenger RNA from Myotis daubentonii (Daubenton's bat), 1730 nucleotides. RefSeq names its product vespryn-like. The record is from RefSeq and is a predicted model, not a curated record. The transcript is spliced from 3 exons. Lineage: Eukaryota; Metazoa; Chordata; Mammalia; Chiroptera; Vespertilionidae. Bases 584 to 913 code for a protein of 109 amino acids.